Molecule: messenger RNA, 3972 nt
Organism: Piliocolobus tephrosceles (Ugandan red Colobus)
Lineage: Eukaryota; Metazoa; Chordata; Mammalia; Primates; Cercopithecidae
Gene: SGMS1
Product: sphingomyelin synthase 1
Exons: 12
Coding region: 1185-2426 (413 amino acids)
Biological process (GO): ceramide biosynthetic process; sphingomyelin biosynthetic process
Cellular component (GO): Golgi membrane; endoplasmic reticulum membrane; plasma membrane
Molecular function (GO): ceramide cholinephosphotransferase activity; sphingomyelin synthase activity; protein binding
Source: RefSeq, a predicted model, not a curated record
GGCUCGGGCCGCGGACUGGGCAUGCUCGGCAGCCCGGGAGGCUCGCGGUGGCAAGUCGGAAACGUUCGCACCAGCGGGGCAGCGGCGGCGGGCGGCGGGCGGCGGACAGGUCGGGAGUGAGAAGGACCGGCUAGGGUAGAUUGCUCCCCCCUCGCGGCUAGGGAGCCGGUCGGAGAGCGCGAUUGGGGUGCGGAGCCCCGACGCUGCCCUGCCCCGGAUUUCAUUCCGCGGCGGGGGGCUCCGCGAGCGGAAUUCCGGCUGCUGCCGCGACUCCAGUGCAACAUGAAGACAGCGUGUACGAUCCCUGAAUGGGCUUGUGGGCAUAUUUAGUCAUUCAUUUUUGAUCAGGAGAAAGAAGACAGCCAUCACUUGAAAGGUAAAGCUUCAGUGACUGAAGGAGUGUGGACUUUUUGAAUUUCAAGAACAAUAAAGUUGGAACACAGCAGAGGGUGUGUAAUAAAAGACAAUAUAGAUUGGAAGGAAGACUGAUGAAGAAAAAUAACAGCAUGAUUCAGGGUAUAAGCCUACCUGUGAGGAUUUGGGGCACCACAGAGGCGUGAGGAGGAAGGGAGCCAGAGGUUUCACCAUCCAAGCCUGAGAAUGCUUAGAUCCAGUGCUUUUGUUUCAGCCUUAUAUGGAGUCUAGGAUUGAAGUCUUGCUGUAUCAUUUUCUCCAGAGGGUAAACUGCCCCUUCUUACAGGAGUAGGGAUGGUUUGUUUGGCUCUACCAGGCACACCACUGAGUUCUUUGGGAUGCCGAAAAGUGUAUGGUUUGGAAACAUGAAAUAGAAGACGAGACCCUGACUCAGCAAGUAUACCUGAGAAUACUUUUAGAGGAACCUGUCGAUAAAUGCAAAACAGCAGCUGUUGGAGGUGAUGGAACUGUACUGGAACAAUGGGAGAAGCUGGUAGCUUAUAGGAAGCCAAGAUGACAAGAAUGUUUUUAAAUAAUCCAAGGAAGAAUCCUGCUCAGAAAUGAGGUGAAUUAAUGCUUGGGCGCUCAGGAACCCUGGACGGCUACAUGAGGUGUUUAAAAACUGCCCUGACCAUCUUGCCAAACAAGUCUCUGCUCAUGAGGCCCCACAGGAUGAACGAGCCAAGGCAGGACAGUGUCCUGCCCUGUCGGAACAGUGACUGCUGACCUGCCAAGAGUGAGCUGGAGACUGCCUGCUGUCUGCCAGUACAAUGAAGGAAGUGGUUUAUUGGUCACCCAAGAAGGUGGCAGACUGGCUGCUGGAGAAUGCUAUGCCAGAAUACUGUGAGCCUCUGGAGCAUUUCACAGGCCAGGACUUGAUCAACCUAACCCAAGAGGAUUUCAAAAAACCCCCCUUGUGCCGAGUCUCCUCUGACAACGGGCAGCGGCUCCUGGACAUGAUAGAAACCCUGAAAAUGGAGCACCAUUUGGAAGCACACAAGAAUGGUCAUGCCAACGGGCACCUCAACAUUGGCGUAGACAUCCCCACCCCCGAUGGCAGCUUCAGCAUCAAGAUUAAACCCAACGGGAUGCCAAAUGGGUAUAGGAAAGAGAUGAUAAAGAUCCCCAUGCCAGAACUGGAGCGCUCUCAGUACCCCAUGGAGUGGGGCAAGACUUUUCUGGCCUUUCUUUACGCACUUUCCUGUUUUGUUCUCACCACAGUGAUGAUCUCGGUCGUCCAUGAACGAGUACCUCCUAAGGAGGUGCAGCCUCCACUACCGGACACAUUUUUUGACCAUUUUAACCGGGUGCAGUGGGCCUUUUCUAUUUGUGAAAUUAAUGGCAUGAUCCUUGUAGGACUCUGGUUAAUUCAGUGGCUGCUCUUAAAAUACAAGUCUAUUAUUAGCAGAAGAUUUUUCUGCAUAGUUGGCACGCUGUACCUGUAUCGGUGUAUUACAAUGUAUGUAACUACACUCCCAGUACCUGGUAUGCAUUUCAACUGUUCUCCGAAGCUUUUUGGAGACUGGGAAGCCCAACUGCGGAGAAUAAUGAAGCUCAUUGCUGGAGGUGGCUUGUCUAUCACUGGCUCUCACAACAUGUGUGGGGACUAUCUGUACAGCGGCCACACGGUCAUGCUAACACUCACCUACUUAUUUAUCAAAGAGUAUUCCCCUCGACGACUCUGGUGGUAUCACUGGAUUUGCUGGCUUCUCAGCGUAGUUGGAAUCUUCUGUAUUCUCUUAGCGCAUGACCACUACACUGUGGACGUGGUGGUGGCAUAUUACAUCACCACGAGACUCUUCUGGUGGUAUCACACUAUGGCCAAUCAGCAAGUGCUAAAGGAAGCUUCCCAGAUGAACCUCCUGGCCAGGGUGUGGUGGUACAGGCCAUUUCAGUACUUUGAAAAGAAUGUCCAAGGAAUUGUACCUCGAUCUUACCAUUGGCCUUUCCCCUGGCCAGUAGUCCACCUCAGUAGGCAAGUUAAAUACAGUCGGCUGGUGAAUGACACAUAACAGCUGUACAAAGUUGGGAAAAGACAAAUUGUCCGAAGUGCUAAGAACUCCAUGAGAGAAGAUGCCAUAAAAUAAACACCUCCCUGUUCCUAUUAUCUUUCAAUGGUUACCUUGACUUAACCUAUUGAGUUACCUGGUCAGCACUGUGAUCUUUUUUUCUCUCCAAAGGACCUGCGUUGGACAACAAUAAAGAAAAAUUUAACCUAUCAUGCACUGUACACAUUUCCUGUUCAUAAGUUUGGGAUUUACAUAACCCGCAACCACCAUGUUCCUUUGUAUAUGAUGCAACAGCAUAAAUGUAAGCUUUUAUAUCAUAAGUUCUGGUCUUUCCAGUCACAUCUGGAAAUAAAGCGUAUUAUUUUCUUGGGAAAACAUACUUUUCAUAUCUCUUGCCCCAAAGAUUGGGCUGUAAGCCAUUUUCUAGCAAAUGUCUCUAUGAAGGUUUCUAAGUACCUGAAUGGGGUUUGAUUCUGAAAUCUUUCUACCUGUUGCACCGAUAUUCAAAUAAAAAUGAUAGACACAGAAAGGUUUGGUAACUUUGGGUUUUGUAAAAUCAGCAAAGACAGUGUUUCAAAAAGUGCAAAAAACAAAAAGAUUCUGUUAUAAAGUGAUUUUCUAAGUAUUUCCUAACUUUAUUUUUCAAAAUGAUGUUAUGAAAACCAAAUUUAAAGAUUUUUAACAUGUCAGAGAGAAGAGAGUUAAAAUUAAAAAAUGCAUCUUGGGAGAGAAAUUUGUCUAUGUUUCUAGUGCCUUUCUUGUCUUGAUUGUAUGGUCAGUAGGCAAUCUUAAAUGUUUUUAUUUAAAAUAAAGUAUUCCAUGAAAAUAUAAAUAUAUGUAUACACUACUAAAUUUUGCAUUUAUAGCUAAAUUGAAUCAGAAGACUGCUUAUGGUUUUAAAAUUGCAAUGACUUAAAUAAUGAGGUUGUUAAUUAGAGUCAGAGCCUGUUCACAUAUUGUGAUCAGGUAGCAAUGACAUGUACCACUUAAAUUAUUUUAUCGUCUAUUUGGUAGUUCGAUUUUAACUACUCAAUGAAAACAGCCAUGAAUAUCUUUUCUUAAAGAGAGUUUUGAAAAUGAUCACUUACCUAAAACUUAAAAGCUAUGAAUUAGUUAUCCAUACUCUCAUGACAAUUUUGUUGGUGAACAACAAAAAAGAGAUCUAUUUCUUUAAAAGAUAUUUGUGCAGAAACUGCAUGUAACUCUUAAGUUUUACUCCUAACAUACGUAUGUUUGGGGAAGUAUUCUAUUCUAUACUUGCCAAUGUGGAGAACAAAAUAGUUUUUUAAGAAUGAAGAAGUAUAUAUAUCCAUUCUGUAUUUUACGUGCAGCAGAAUUAUCUUCCGUAGGAUUUUUUUGUGUAUUCACAAGGUGAUAUUUGUAUUGUAAAACAAUAAUGGUGAAGGAAAUAAAAAGGCUUUUAAAAUUUUGUUUGUUUUAAAUCUUUGUAAAGUUAUUAUUCCAGAGAGUAUACUGGUAUCUUACAGCUUACCUAGAUCAUAAAUUAAUCAAAAUGCACUUUUUAAUAAAAAUUGAUACUUAAAAUAAA